AAUGGGCUUGACCCAUGUUGACAUGUGUCAACGUGAAGUUAGAAACAAAAGGGAAUAAAAUCCCUAGUUUGUUUCAUAUAAGAGCGUGCGCGAGAAGUGCUUCGACGGCGGCUAAAAAGGAGACGAGAUUUUGUUUGCGUUGUUGUUUGUGUGGAAGUGUUUACUAGGUGAUGAUUAUUGGUGUUUCUAGUAUUUACGGGAAGAAUUUCUGUGUACCCAUUAUUGAUUAUUGUUGAGAGUUACUAUGGAUGAAGAAAAGCUUGCAUAUGAAUUAAGUCCGGUACACAUCUACUGGGACCUAGAAAAUACACCAAAGCCAAAUUUUCCGGAUCCACAUAAAGAUAAAAACCAAACUAUAUCUCUCGAUCUCAUAAGUGACAACAUCACUCGAUCUGUGAGAGCUGCUGGAAUGAGAGGAGCCAUAAAUAUUAAUAGUUACGCAGCAAAUACAUCGACUCUUAAGCAAAAAUACAAGGAAAUACCAAAUGUUACUUUCAAGUUAGUAAGUGAAGAUUAUGCACGAGAGGCUGCUGAUUCUGCUUUGACCAAUGAUGUAUUGAACCUCCUUAAAUCGAAUGAAAAUCCAAACAACAUCAUUCUUAUCACAGGUAUUGAAACUGCUUAAAUCGAGAGAAGAGAGAAUACUAUUGAUUAUUAUAAUGAAAAUGUUGCGUUAUCUGAACUGCUUAAAUCUACUAUUGCUUUUUAUAAUAAUUU
Molecule: messenger RNA, 717 nt
Organism: Trifolium pratense (red clover)
Lineage: Eukaryota; Viridiplantae; Streptophyta; Magnoliopsida; Fabales; Fabaceae
Exons: 2
Coding region: 245-625 (126 amino acids)
Molecular function (GO): RNA nuclease activity
Source: RefSeq, a predicted model, not a curated record